CACUUCUUCUCUCGAGUGUGUUGGUGUGGUGGAAGCUGCAAGCAACCCUCCCUUGCUGCAAAGGGCACCGUCUCGCUUCCCUUUCUCGGACAAUCCCCCCCCGCAACCACAGCGCCCGCUGUCCAAUCACAGCGCUCGUUUCGACGGCAGUUGCACAAUUCUCGCUACUGUGCGUUGCAUACACGUUACAUAACCUGCUCGUACCGUCGCCAUGGCCGCCAGAGAGCACCAUGGCCUGGGCGGCAUGAUCCCCGGCGAGAUCCCAAUCCCCCACGGCCCUCACGGCGACAACGACGACCGCGAUGACUUCCCGCUGGAUCUCGACGAGCAGCGUGUCUUCGCCCACGUUACCCGUCCCGACGACAGCUACACCCCGGAUGGCGUCUACUGGGCUGAUCUGCCCAUUGCCCAGCGCGUCAAGUUCGUCUCGGCCGUCGACCGCCAGGCCGCCGCCGAGGAGCUGAGCACCAUCUGGUCCAUGAUGAAGAAGGACCCGUUGUCCCCCGUCUCAUGGUAUUUCCGCAAUGCUGUCAUCCCCGGUGCUGGUCUUGGUCUGGAGGGCUACGUGCUCUUCUCCAUUGGUAACUUGUCCUCUCUUUUCGCCGCUGCCUGGCCCGAAUGCUGGGGCUCCAAGGCCACAGUGUGCGACCCCAACUGGAUUGCCGCUGUGACAUAUUUGGAAAUUAUCGGUAUCAUGAUUGGUCAGGUCAUCGUCGGUGUUAUUGGUGACUGGAUCGGUCGUCGCUGGGGUCUCAUCCAGGACGCCAUCAUCAUGUUUGUUGGUCUCCUCAUGCUUACCGCUUCCUGGGGUCUUACUCUGCAGGGCUGGGUCAUCUGCUAUGCCUGGUCUCUCUUCUUCUACUCUGUCGGUGUUGGUGGUGAAUACCCCAUCACUGCUACUUCUUCCCUCGAGAGCGCCGUCACUGCUGGCAGACUCUCUACCAAGGAGGACCGUCUGCACCGUGGUCGCCGUGUCACCAUGGCUUUCCUGAUGCAGGGCUGGGGCCAGUUCUUCAACCAGGUUAUCCUGAUUGUCCUUCUCGCCAUCUUCAACAGCGGCCGCGGCGGCCCCCCUUACUCCAAGGAGGCUGCUCAGUUCACCUUCCGUCUGUCCUUUGCCUUCCCCGCCAUCGGUACUCUGUGGCUCGUCUACUACAGAACCUGGAAGAUGCCCAACGCCUCCAAGCAGCUUGCUGAAGCCAAGAGCCGUACCAGCGUCACCGGCUACGACGUCACCGCCCUCAAGUCCUGCUUCACCAACUUCGGUGGCCGUCUGCUCGCCACCGCUGGCACCUGGUUCUGCAACGACGUUUUCUUCUACGGCAACAAGCUCUUCCAGGGUCAGUUCAUCAAGAUCAUCUCCGACAACCCCAACUCCCUCAUGACCGCUUGGUCUUGGAACUUGGUCAACAUUGUUGUCUCCCUCGCUGGUUACUACGCUGCUACCUUCCUUAUCGACAACAAGCUCUACGGCCGCAAGUGGAUGCAGCAGAUCGGUUUCUUGAUGUGCUUCCUCAUGUUUGUCAUCCCCGCCUUCAAGUAUGAGUACUACUCCAGCCCUGCCGGCAUCCACUCUUUCCAGGCCAUGUACUUCUUGUCGUCCUUCUUCAACCAGUUUGGUCCCAACUCUGUCACUUUCCUCGUUGCCGGUGAGGUUUUCCCCACCCCCAUCCGAGCUUCUGCCCACGGCUUCUCUGCCUGUAUCGGCAAGGCUGGUGCUCUGCUCGCCUCCAUCCUGUACAACUACAUCCCCAUCCAGACCCGAUUCUACGUUGUUCCCUGGUUUGGUUUGGCUGGUAUGUUCCUCACCUGGCUCUUCCUGCCCGACACCACCGGUCUCGAUCUCAAGGAGCAGGAGCGAAGAUGGCGCUACAUCCGUGAGGGCAGAGCCGACGAGUACCACGGUGUUGCCGUCCACCCCCAGCACCUUUCCCUGUGGGAGAGAAUGCGUGGCGCCAGCAAGUCAUACGACCCCCAGUUGGACUGGAAGCAGAAGGUUGAGGACAUGCGCGCCGAGUGGGAGGCUAUUCAGGCUGCUCGUGGACCUAAGGAGACCGAGGAUCAGCACGGUGUUCACGAUGGCGAGUUCUCUCCCGAGGUUCACGCCUUCUUCAAGCGCUCCAGCCCUGCUGUUCGCACUCAAGGCGGCGUCUUGAACGAGAAGAUUGCCACUGACGAGGCAUCUUCCGAGUAAAGACCUGCCUCCUUUUACCCCUUUUGAUACGAAAAGAAUGUUCUUUUUACAACUUUUUAUUUUUUUUAUUACAGUCUCUAUGAUUAACGCAUAAUAUGCAUAAAGGGGGUUCUCUUGUUUUUGUUUAUCAUUAUACCAUAUAUCCGGGCCAGUGGAUGGAGAGGUGUCGCGCACGUAAGCGGUGCGGAUAGAAUAGUGUUUUUGCGUGGUCGUUGGGAGAAGAAUCCAACGCUUGAAUGAUUUUUUGCGAUGCCCUAAAAUCGGCGAUUUCCUGCUUAGAUAGUCGGAUAUGGAAGCGCAUCGAGGAUGAUAUAGAGUAUCGAGUAUAUAUUAUAUAUACCAAAAGUGCAAAUGAUACGCCUUGCAAUGUGCAAUAUUCACAAAUUGUGUCU
Messenger RNA from Trichoderma atroviride IMI 206040, 2586 nucleotides. RefSeq lists its product as uncharacterized. NCBI's taxonomy places the organism in Eukaryota, Fungi, Ascomycota, Sordariomycetes, Hypocreales, Hypocreaceae. Gene Ontology annotation, biological process: transmembrane transport. Gene Ontology annotation, molecular function: transmembrane transporter activity. Gene Ontology annotation, cellular component: membrane. The record is from RefSeq and is a predicted model, not a curated record.